AUGGCUAUCCUCGAGAUGGCAAAUCCCCUGAUCUGCCGAGAACUAACCAAAUACCUCUCGAAUACCGUCGUAUCGGCAUCCUCUCCACAAUCGGCAUGGACCGAAGAUAAGAUGCUUUUUUCCCGUCUUGGGUUGACACGCCUCUUUUCAAGCUCAAGCCUGUCCAAGUCGUAUCAAGACGAAAGAUUCCCUGCAAUGCUCAUCGGCAAUGCAACAAGGGUUCAGCUCUUCAGGCCUGCGACGUACUGGCACAUGGUCCGUCCCUUCUUUACCACCGGAGGAUCAGCAUACGUCUCCAGUGGCAAACAGACCACCCGUUUUGUUGGAAGCUGA
Molecule: messenger RNA, 333 nt
Organism: Colletotrichum lupini
Lineage: Eukaryota; Fungi; Ascomycota; Sordariomycetes; Glomerellales; Glomerellaceae
Exons: 1
Coding region: 1-333 (110 amino acids)
Source: RefSeq, a predicted model, not a curated record